Poecile atricapillus (Black-capped chickadee) is the source of this 3921-nucleotide messenger RNA. RefSeq names its product WD repeat domain 6 (gene WDR6). The coding region runs from base 16 to 3444 and encodes 1142 amino acids. Lineage: Eukaryota; Metazoa; Chordata; Aves; Passeriformes; Paridae. The transcript is spliced from 5 exons. Gene Ontology annotation, cellular component: cytoplasm. The record is from RefSeq and is a predicted model, not a curated record. Gene Ontology annotation, molecular function: protein binding. Gene Ontology annotation, biological process: tRNA methylation.
CGUGCGACUCGGCCAAUGAGCGCUGGGGGGGGGAGCCGUGGCGGGGUUGGUGCGGCUAAGAUGGAGUCGAUAGCGCUGGUGGCGCCGGUGACAGCGCUGGAGUUCGCGGGGGACGUGCUGCUGGCGGGUACAGGCCCGGAGGUGGUGGCGUUUCGGCUGAGCGGCAGCGGGCCGGCGGCGGCGGCGGGCCGGCGGAGCGUGCUGCGUGAGGCCAGCGUGCAGGGGCUGCGGGUCGAGCCGGGGCCCGGGCCGGCAUCGAGGGUAGCGGUCUUCGGUGGGCGCUGGCUGGCAGUGCUGGCGGUGCUGCGCGGCGGAGGGAGCGGCGGGCCGCGGCUGGCGGCGUGCGGCGGCGGGGCCGCGCGCGAGCUCGGGGCGCGGGUGUGGGAGGUGCGCUGGGCGCCGGGCAGGCGGCUGGCGCUGGGGCUGGGCGGCGGGACCGUGGCGCUCUACGAGUGGCGGGGCGGCGGGUGCUGGUUGCGACAGGCGAGCUGCGGCGGGGCCGGGGCGCUGAGGUGCGCUGUGCUGGCGGGGGUGAGCUGGGCGCGGCUGGCGCUGGCGGCCGGCACGGCGACGGGGGCCGUAGUGGUGUGGCGGGCGGCGGCGGCGACGGCCCCGCAGCGUCAGCUGUGCGGGCACCGGGGCGCGGUGCUGGCGCUCUGCUACGCGGCGUCGCGGGGGCUACUCGCCUCCGCCUCCGAAGAUCGCAGCGUGCGGCUCUGGGCCGUGGGCGAGUUGGGCGGCGGGGACGGGGCCGGCACCUGCCUGCUGGUGUGCUACGGGCACGGGGCGCGAGUGGCCGCCGUGGUGCUGCGGGGGCCGCUCCCGGUCAGCGCUGGGGAGGAUGGCGCAUGCCUGGAGUGGGGCGGCGGCGGCGGCGUGCGGCGGGCGCGGCGCGGUCACCGCGGGGCCUUGCGCGCCCUUGCUCUGCGCCCCGCCGGCGGCCGCCUGGCCACGGGCGGCGACGACGGCGGUGUCCGACUCUGGCAGCCCCGGCGAGCGGCCGCAGAGGCGGUCCCCAGCGUUGCGGCGCUGGGGGCCCCGGAGCGGCCGCGAGCCGUGCUGCUGGUGGGGCCGCGACGGGUGCUGGUGCUGGGCGAGGCGGGCGGGCUGGCCUCAUUCGAGGUGGCUCAGGGGCGCUGGGCGCCGGUGCUGCACCCCACCGCCGGCGGGCCCCGCGCCGUGCUGGCGGCCGCCCCGCUGGACAGAUGGGACGAGACGCUGUGUGCUGUGGCCGGCGGCGACGGGCGCCUCCUUCUUUUCGCCUUGAGCCGCCCUGGAGCCGCCGCAGAGCUGAGGCUGUUCGAGGGGCCCGUGCACGGGCUGAGCUGGGCCCCCCGUCCCGGAGUGCCCCCCGACACCGCUGCUGCCCUUCUGGCCUCCGGGCCCGACGGGGAGAUGCUCUGGCUGGACGUCACCCACCGCCCAGGCCAGGCACCCUGGGUGCAGCUCAUGGGUCGGUAUCUGCUGCCUCCCUGCAAGCAGCGCUGGCACACCUGUGCUGCCUUUCUGCCCCAGGAAGGGCUCCUGGUCUGCGGGGACCGCCGGGGCUCCCUUCUCCUCUUCUCUUGCAACAGCUCCUCGGAGUGUGCUGCAAAAAGCACCAGCAUUGUCAAUGGUGGCAGUGACCCAGUUGUUGAGGACUCCAGCAAUGAGUUGGAGCCCUCUUGCUUGUUGCACAAAGAGGCUCUUCCUCUUGAGUCCCCACUGUCAGUGCUCUUCGGACUCCACGGGAAGACAGGAGUUACUUCAGUGACCAUCCACGGGGGCUACAUUUACAGCACUGGCCGGGAUGGUGUCUACCGCCAGCUCCGCUUGCAGGACCAGCAGCUGGAGGUCCUGCAGAAGCACAGGCCCUGCAAAGGGCUGCAGUGGAUUGAGGAGCUGCGCUUCACCUCGGAUGGGGACCUGCUUGUGCUGGGCUUUCAUGCUGACAACUUUGUAGUGUGGAGCACCAGGAUCGGCGAGAACAUCCACUGCAUCCCCUGUGGGGGUGGGCACCGCUCCUGGAGCUAUUGCAGCAGCCCCUUGGCUGAAAUGUUCGCCUUUAUCAAGUCUGGGGAUGUGAUGCUGUACCACUGUGAGCCUGAGCCCUGCGAGCAGCAGGUGCUGCUGGCAUCCCUGCACGGGCGGGAGAUCACCUGUGUGCGGCGCCUGGGGGCUGUGGAGGUGCCCGGCCAUGCCACCUUUAAUGUGUUUGUCACUGGCAGUGAGGACACCACGGCCUGUGUCCUGGUGCUCAGUGAGAACUCUCGGGCAGCUGUGCCCCUUGCCCGCAUCAGUGACCAUAUUUCCAGUGUAAGGACGUUGGCAUUUGCCACAGGACCUGGAGAUGAGGGCUUUGGUGAUGAGGGCUUGUCUGCCCUGCUCUUCACUGCAGGCGGCCGUGCACAGAUUGAGUGCUACCGGCUGCUGUGCACUGGAGACACAGCAUCUGAGAGUACUGUGGCCUGCCAGGUCAUCCAUGUGGCCUCCCACCGGCUGGACAAGCACUGGGAGCAGAAGAAGAACAGGCACAAGCUUAUCAAGAUGGACCCAGAGACAAGGUACAUGUCCCUGUCAGUUGUGCCUGGGACCAGCACCAAGCAGCUGCCAAGACCCUGGAAGUUCCUGGCUGCUGCUUGCAGUGAUGGAUCAGUCCGGAUCUUUGGGCUGCUGGAGGCUGCUCGGAAGUUGGUGCUGGUAGCAGAGUCAUUUUACCACCAGCGCUGUGUGCUGAAGGUGGAGGCGUUCCUGCACACAUGGGCAGGAGGGGAAAGGAGGCACCUCCUGUGCAGUGCAGCCACUGAUGGCAGCAUUGCCUUUUGGGACAUCACCGGCACCAUCACAGACGCGGUGGAUGCCCUGCACCAAGCAGAGGGAGAGAUGCAGCCAUUGGGUGAGUGCUGCUGUCUGGCAGUUCUUCUGCUCCCUCUGACCAAGGUGAGCGUUGCUUUCCUGACCGAGCCUGUUUACCCAGCCCUGGAUGCCCCGCUGGUCACCAUCAUGGCCCACAGCUGCGGCGUGAACAGCCUUCACAUCCGCGAGACGCCCGAGGGACGGUACCUGGUGGCCAGCGGCAGUGAUGAUGGCUCCAUCCAUGUCUGCCUGCUGGAGGUAGCCCUGGGCAGGGGUGAGGCUAUAGCAGGGACCUGCCUGCAGGUCCUGGAGCGGGUGUCCAGGCCUUGUGCUCAUGCUGCCCAUGUGACGGGGAUCCGGGUGCUGCGGCCAGACCUGCUGCUCUCUGCCUCAGUGGACCAGCGCCUGACGCUGUGGAACCAGCGCCCGGGCGAGCUGGUGCCCCUCAGCACCACCUUCUUCCAUGUGCCUGACCUAGCUGAGCUGGACUGCUGGGAGGUAGAGGCUGGGGGGGAGCUGUGGUACUACUGUGUGCUCUGUGGGCAGGGCCUGGAGAUGCUGUGUGGCACAGCCUCCUCCAAACCUCCUCCACAAGAGGCUCCCCAGUAAUCGGGUAGGUGUGUGACACAUCCAGGUCCCUGCCUGCAUUUGGAGGGCAUCUUGCACUUGGGCUCUUGCCCAUCACUGUGGCACAUGCCACAGUUGUGGUGCUCAGGGCCAGUGGUCUCUGGGAAGAAAGCAGAUGUGAUCCCUCCUGGACAAGCCUGAGGCUUCCCCAUGCAGUAAAGAAGUGGGGUUGUGGAUCCCCACUGCCCAAGAGCAGUUCUUCCUCUCCAAGGUGUGAAGGACCCAUGUCCGCUUUCCAGACUUGGUCUCAGAGAAGAACCUUGCUUGGGAGGGCACUGAGGACAUGGCCUGGCCCUGGGAGCUUGAGAGCAGCAGGAGGCCAGCAAGGGUCAGGCACUGGUGUGACACAUGGUGGGCUGCAGCCUUGUGUGUCCUGGGACAGGGCCCUGUGUGGCAGUCUUGACCCUGCAGUGCUCAGGAUGGUGCUGAAAUUGACAGGGAUGCUGAUCCUCCACAGCA